AUGGCCGCUCAACGGAUCCUCAAGGUCGGCAUCAUUGGCUGCGGUGAAAUCACCCAGGUCGCGCACAUCCCCAACAUCAACUUCCUUUCUCAGUACUUCCAAACAACAUACCUCUGCGAUAUCUCUCAGCAAGCCCUCCAACACUGCGCCAGAAAGGUCCAGGGUGGAGCGCCGAAGACGACCAAUGAUGCCGCCGAACUCUGCUCCUCGCCCGAUGUUGAUGUCGUGGUGAUUGCCAACGCCGACGCCUACCACGUCAAGCACGGCAUCCUGGCUCUUCAAAACGACAAGUACUGUCUACUUGAGAAGCCAGCGGCGCUCUGCUUCCGUGACAUUGAUCUUCUCGUGGAGACAGAGAAAACGUCAAAGGGAAAGGUCAUGGUUGGCACCAUGCGUCGCUUCGCUACCGCCUUCACGGACGCCGUCAAGGAGGUAGGCGGCAUGGAGAAGAUUCAGUAUGCAAGAGUCAGAGAUAUCAUUGGGCCCAAUUCGACCUUUGUCGACCAGUCCGGCACAUUCCCUCAAAAGUUCAACGACUUCAGCGCCGCUGAUACCCAGGACCGUGAGAGCAAUGAGAAGGACAUCUUUGAGCAGGCCCUGGUCAACGAGUUUGGGGUUCCAGCAACGCCCCAGUCGAAAUUGAUGCUGCGACUCUUGGGAGGUCUCGGAACUCACGACCUAUCCGCCAUGAGAGAGAUCAUCGGCAUGCCAAAGAGCGUGGCCGGUGCGCACCUUUCCUUCCCUGGAAUCUUCGCCGCCCUGUUCAGAUACGACGACUUCCCCGUCACUUACGAGUCUGGCUUCAGCAAAGUUCCUCAGUUUGACGCCCAUAUUGAGGUCUAUUCGCCAGAGAAGAUUGUUCGCGUUGAUUUCGACACUCCCUACGUGAAGGGCUUGCCAGUCACGAUGACGAUCCGGGAACUCAUCGGCGACGCCGGUUUUCAGGAGCGCAAGAUUCGAAAGACGUACGUCGAUCCGUACACGACGGAGUUCUUGGACUUUUAUGACUGCGUCGUGAACGGUGAGCAGCCAAAGACGAGCGCGGCUGACGCGAGGAAUGACAUUGAGCUUUUUAAGAUGAUAAUCCAAGCCGACGCUGGAAGGUACGAGAUAUGA
Messenger RNA from Colletotrichum aenigma, 1116 nucleotides. RefSeq names its product Inositol 2-dehydrogenase/D-chiro-inositol 3-dehydrogenase (gene iolG). Gene Ontology annotation, biological process: NADPH regeneration. Gene Ontology annotation, molecular function: oxidoreductase activity; nucleotide binding. Gene Ontology annotation, cellular component: cytoplasm. The transcript has 3 exons. Lineage: Eukaryota; Fungi; Ascomycota; Sordariomycetes; Glomerellales; Glomerellaceae. The record is from RefSeq and is a predicted model, not a curated record. The coding region runs from base 1 to 1116 and encodes 371 amino acids.